Amphimedon queenslandica is the source of this 2594-nucleotide messenger RNA. RefSeq lists its product as uncharacterized. The record is from RefSeq and is a predicted model, not a curated record. The transcript has 6 exons. The coding region runs from base 124 to 2493 and encodes 789 amino acids. Lineage: Eukaryota; Metazoa; Porifera; Demospongiae; Haplosclerida; Niphatidae.
CAUUUCAGUCACGCCCAUUUUUGGCACGCCCAUCUUGGCAUGGUAUAUUACAUGCAGAAUGAAACUACUCCAGUACGCAAACCAUGACAGUGUUUGACCAGUGAAUUUGGCGUUCCAUAGUUCAUGGCGGACUGGCAUAGGUCCAUACAAGCAAAAGAUGAGAGUCGUAGCUCACUUGUAGCAUCGUCUCCCAGCACAAUCAGCUCAACACACAGCACAAUUGAUGGCCCAGAACCUUUUGCAGUUUCUCCUACCUAUUUUAAAGGUGUAAUUAUGGAAAGGGAGGUGUCAUUGGCCGUUUUUCUGCUAAUUGUAAAUGGUUUGCCACUCUGUCAAAAAUCUGAAGUCAUCAGGGGCUUCCUUUCAGGUUACUAUGUUGAUGAAGAAAUGCCAAAACAUGGUCUGUCUUUUUAUGAAUUUGCUUCUGCUGAGUACGUUAAGUCUGGUCAAUUUUAUAAGCCAGGGCUAAGAUCUGCAAGAACGUCAGCAGAAGAUUGUUACCUGCGCGCUAUGAAUGCUGGAAUGAAUCAAGUUCAAGCUGGCACAAAAACGUAUGAAGGAGAUGAAGGUGGUCUACCUGAACAUUUAAAGUUCAAAAAUGAUGAACUCAAUUCUUGUUUUCAUGAAACAUUUUUAGCACUUAAAAGCAAAAAUAAAAAAUCAAGUAGCACAUGGGGUAAUCAAGGUUUUGUAUUGUUUAAUUUAUGGGAUAUUGGUCACAGUCGUACAGUGUAUCACUUCCUUCCUGCUUUACAUGGUCAUCUUUGUCAUAGCUAUUCAUGGCUAUUUUUUGAUUUACACCGCGACUCUCAAAAUUUAUACAAGCGGUUUCAGUCGAAAGAGAAUCUCAUGAAUUAUCGACCACGUAUUCACUAUUUAAUUCGCUCUGCUAAAUUAAAUUUAGCAGCUGAGAAAAAAGCUUGCUCUAUGUUUGCUAUAAGUCACGUUGAUCCCAAAGUUGAUGAUAAAGUCUUACAGUCAGUUAAACGAGACUUUGAGAGUACUGCAGCACAAAUUGGUGUCAGUGAUAUAAUUGAUUUUGAUGUGAAGCCUUUACAGCCAGGCCAUAAUUGCAAGCAAGUCAUUCAGGAGAAGAUGGAUGCUCUAAUUUCUCAAGAACUCAGAAGCAAAUUUAAUGUGCCUUUUUCAUUUAUUUUUCUUCGCAGUAUAUACUACCAGAAUGAUAAAAUUGUACACGUUAAAAAAACAGCAAUCCAAGAGCUGGCUAAAGAGUUGAAUAUUGUCGGUGAUAAGUUUUUCGAGUUUUGUAAGUUUUUUUCUUCGUGUGGUAGCAUCAUUGAUGUUUCACUGAUUGAUCCGAAAUCAGAGUACAUCAUAAUGAAGCCAAGCAAAUUCCUUGAAGAAAUAGAUAAACUAUUUCAUACCGAUGAUCAAAUGUUAGCUGACAAAGGAAUUCUUACACUUGUUACUGCAGAGAGGUUAUUUAAUGGUCAAUCUCAUGCUGAUGCCUACACAAAAAUUCUUGUUUCUCUUAGUUUAGCCAUUGAAUUAGAGGAAGAUCAAAUCAAAAUGGUUUCACAUCGCGGCACUGGUAACAACAAAGUUUGGUAUCUUCCAGACAUUCGCUGUACUCCACCAUGUCUUGACACAACUGAAUUGAGAACAAAUGCUCUUCGAUUGCUACGAAGUUACAAUUCAUCGCUUGGUCAUUUGCAAACAUCUUUUGUCACACACUUUCUCAAGAUUAAUAAAAAGUCAAAAGUGUGUGUUGAGGAUGAAACUCCAACCAAUGUCACAAGAAUAGAAGCAUUUGAUAAAAAUGAGGAGUCCGUUAUUUUUGAGGUCAUAUAUUUUGGAUUUAAUCUAGAGUUUCGUAUUCCAGUAGCGAAUAAGGAAGUUUUCUCUCAAAUAAUCGGAACCUGUCACAAAAUAAUGGAACUAGAUGUCAAAACGAACUAUAAUUUUGCUGUAUUAUGCUCCAAAGACCCCAGUAGUACUGAUCCAAAGUAUGAGCUAACGAGAGAUCGCCACCUUCUGCCUUUCGACAUUAGAUCGUGUGAUGAGUGCAAAAAGAAUAAGCAUGAUGAAGAUUCAUUAUUUUUAAUGUGGGAUGAAGUUGUAACAAAUGAUCCUGUGAAAGAAGGAAGAAAACUUAAUGGAGAUACGAUUCUCUUGGAUGAUGCUACUAACAUUGCUACAAACCUUCAAGGACUGAACCACAGCACCAUUAAUGUGCUUGCUCGAAAGUUGGACAUUAGCCUGGAUGAAAAUACAGCUCGUCUUUCUAGCUGGAGGUUACCAAUGGCAAUAUUGGUUGAAUGUGAAAAAAAGUAUCCAGAAGCUAUUUCGAAAAGACAUUUUGCUCGACAAUUAGCAGAAGCGGCAAAUGAGAUCCAUUUAGAAAAAGACAAGGAGUUGUUAUACAAUGCCGUUAAUUUACUUGAUAAUGAAAUUCUAAAAGAUCUUAAAGUCCUAACUGAGGAUAGAAAGAAAAGCAUUAAUGAAGAAAUAUUUGAUCCUUUUGAAGUUUAACGACAUUGGCAGCUGUGCAUAAGCUUUUGAUGCACAUUAUACAUAAGACACACUUGCUCUUUAUAACAUUCACCCUUGUUUCUUUAAAACUCUUACUUAAU